CACACCCACACACCCUUUCAGUAUAUACGCACACUCAAGUUCAACGAAGUGACGACCUCUUAAUAGUCCUCAGGGGUAUCGUUAGUUGCGUUUGUGCUUCAAUUCAGACUGCGGCAUCCUUUGUAUAAAAUAGUUGGUUCACUUAGCUCGAAGCUCUUACUAUUUAUAGCCUUCCUUAACUGCACCAAAAGUGGAUAAGGCAAAUAUCGGAGGAAUGGCAGACUGGAAACUGCCAGUUAGUUACAACUACAACCCGUCCUAUCACGCAUACGCCUACGGGCUUAUGUAUCCACAGGGCCCCGAGCAAAAUCACCAAAAUUUAGGAUGGGCAGAGGCCGCCUACAACCAUCACGGAGUCAGCGGAGGUUACUACUCUACGCCGCCGCCGCCGCAGCAGCAACAACACCAAUCCCCACCGCGGAAUUUAGAGGACGGUCAUACAACAAGCGCACACUUUCCAGGUUCCGUUUUGUAUUUCGCCGAUUCCCACGCACAAACCGGUCGACUUUUCCUUUCCCAUAACCGACCGCUAAGUAGUCAACGACCGACGGAGAUCGAGCGGGCAAGCAGCGACACGCCAAGCGACUCGGAGGCUCACACACCAGAUUCAUGGAGUUCGGGAAGUAGCAGAGAAGUAGCCCCACAGGUCCCUACUUCCUCCUGGAGAGAAGGAGAGGAGGAAGAUGUGGAGAGUGGGAGUCCUGACAGCAGUGGACUUGUUUCCAGCACUCUGACAGUAAAGGAAGAGGAGGCUUUUCAUGGGGGCGCUGAACCGGAAGAGCAGCCUCCUGUGUCCAUGAUGACCCCCCAGAGCGUCUCAGCACAACCCCGCAAGGCCAAGGCACGCACAGCGUUCUCAGAGGACCAGAUGACGGCGCUAACGCACCGCUUCAGCGUCCAGCGCUACCUCACUCCAGUGGAGAUGAAGACGCUCGCAGGCCUAACCGGCCUCACUUACAAACAGGUGAAGACCUGGUUCCAGAACCGUAGGAUGAAGCUGAAGAGACACCAGAAGGACACCAGCUGGGUUUCGGAGAGGUACUCUGACUCUGGAUACCGCAACAUCGCCCCACACUCUCAGUUUCAGGUGGACACUUCUGCACUGACCCAGGAGCAUUACUCCAACGUGCAAUUCAGGGAGACCGCUUUCAAGAAGAGCCCUACUCAAACCCCAACGUACUAUCAGAACUACCCACGACCGCAGUCGCCUCACCAGCCCCCAACACGAGCGCAUGGUGGUUGGAACCUGCCUCCUCCCACCCACUUCGAGUUUAACCCCAAUAAUUACAACAAUGGGAACAGCAGCAUCAAUAGUGAUGAUGGAACUCCAGUGGAUGCAGUUGAAAGUCCAACACGUAUGGGAAUGGGGCAGAGUGUCACCCAGUGGUCAACGUAGGUAAUGGCAGGGGUACGAAACCCAGGAUGAAUCUCCACUGAAAUAUCAGUAUUUCAUGUUGUUCAUUGCAUUUAGAACAACUGGUAUUUAAUAACAAAAUUCCCUCAGGGUGUCAUUCAUCAGUAGAAAUGAAUUAGACCAACGCCAAUCCACAAGUAACUGGCAGAGCAGAUGAAGAUGAGCCAUCCAUUAAGUUCCAUUUUAGUGUUGCGUGAUAUUUUUGUGGAGUUCUCCUAAAUGGUGUAUAUGGCUUCAUUGACUGAAAUGUAGUAUUAUAACUGACUGGCAUGCAUUAAUUUUCAUACUGAUUGACUGCCAUACUUCAUCCACAUUAAGUGUUAAAUGAAAUGAUUCACUUAAAUUGCAGACACUGACUGACUAAAUGACAUUAUUUUUUUAUUUGUAAGUUGCAUUUUGUUUUUGGGGUGUUUUUUCGUUUUUACAAAAACUUGUUUCUAUGCAAUGUGCUUUGUUUUUAAAUAGAAUGAUAUAUUUUAUACAAUUUACAUAGUUCAGUGUGUUUUUGUGACUUAUCUGUACAUCAUGCUCUUGACACUUCAGUUCUGACAAGGCUCUGUGCCGCUUGAUACCUUACUGAAUGUGAAACCAACACACUUAUUUAAUUUGAGCUGGUUUCAUCAUGUAACCAGGCACAGCUUACAUGAUGAAUACUAAGACAAGCGGAUCAUAUUAUUGUACAGUAUUACUUGUUCUGAGAAGUAUCAAUUGUGUAUAAUUGGGCUCCAGCCCUGUAUACUGUUGUAAUGUUUGUUUUGUGGAAGAUUUUUAGUCUUGGUUUAACGCACAAUUUCCUUUUAGUGUACAGAUGUUCUUCCGGAAGUGCAUGUAUCAAUUGAGGUGCUGCUCAAUGAUUAUUAGUCCAGGUGGCAGUACAUGUGUACUGGGCAUUCAUAUUUUGGUUUGUAUAUAUUGUCUGAAACAUUUGGCAAAAUGAUCCCAUGCUGUAGCUCACAAUGGUCAGUCCAAUGGAACCAAAUGUGGAAAUAUUUUUAGUCAGAAUUUUAUCAGAAAGCCAUUACUUGUCGCUGCCUGUCUAAUAUGUAAAUAGCUGCACACGUUGGAUGGUGGCGAUGGUUUUCAUAAUAAAUCUUUUCUAACAAA
Messenger RNA from Anguilla rostrata (American eel), 2518 nucleotides. It is a transcript of the gene nanog, whose product is annotated as nanog homeobox. Bases 215 to 1396 code for a protein of 393 amino acids. Gene Ontology annotation, cellular component: nucleus. The record is from RefSeq and is a predicted model, not a curated record. The transcript has 4 exons. Gene Ontology annotation, molecular function: DNA-binding transcription factor activity, RNA polymerase II-specific; RNA polymerase II cis-regulatory region sequence-specific DNA binding. Gene Ontology annotation, biological process: cell differentiation; regulation of transcription by RNA polymerase II. Lineage: Eukaryota; Metazoa; Chordata; Actinopteri; Anguilliformes; Anguillidae.